UGUACACAGUAUGGCCGGCGAUAUUAGCUAGCACUCGCUAACGUUAUUCUCUGCCAAAGGGAAGACGGUAACAAGAAAAAUCAUCACCUGGAUUGUUUGACGGACUGUACAUCUAUAAAUUAUAAUCUUAUUGAAAUUGGAUUAAUUAAGACAAUACGUUAUAGACGACGUUAUUAUUUUUUUGGUUGUGUGUCUGUUGUCUCAUGAUGGAAGAUAACGGUGCACAUUUCUUCGAGGGAACCGAGAAACUGUUAGAGUUGUGGUUCUCCCGGCAGGAUGAGACCAAGGGAACCGGGGACCUGCGAACCAUCCCAAGGUUUGAGUGGGACAAACUUUUGGAGAAUGUGCACUGUCUGAUCAUAAGUGUGACAAAGACCGACAAACAGGAAGCUUAUAUACUCAGUGAGAGUAGCAUGUUUGUCUCCAAGAGACGUUUCAUUUUGAAAACAUGUGGAACCACCCUCUUACUGCAAGCACUGGUGCCUCUGCUGGAACUCGCCAGGGAGUACUGCGGUUUUGAUGCCAUCGAGAAUUUCUUCUACUCCCGCAAGAAUUUCAUGAAACCAACCCAUCAAGAGUUCCCUCAUCGAAACUUCCAAGAGGAAGUAGACUUUCUCAGCCAGAUUUUCCCAAAUGGUGCAGCCUACUGUAUGGGACGUUUGAACUCUGACUGCUGGUAUCUGUUUACUCUGGACCUGCCAGAGUACUGGGAGAACAAGUAUGCGGAUCAAACACUGGAAGUUCUGAUGAGUGACCUUGAUCCAGCCAUUAUGGACCAGUUCUACAUGAAAGAUGGUGUUUCUGCAAGUGAUGUCACUCGUAUGAGUGGAAUUUGUGACCUGAUACCAGGUUCAGUGAUAGAUGCCACAUUGUUCAACCCAUGUGGAUACUCGAUGAACGGAAUGAAGACUGACGGUACAUACUGGACCAUUCACAUCACCCCAGAGCCAGAUUUCUCCUACGUUAGCUUCGAGACAAACCUCUCCCAGACAUCGUACGACGACCUCGUCCGGAAGGUGGUGGAUGUGUUCAAGCCAGGAAAAUUUGUGACCACGCUUUUUGUCAAUCAGAGCUCGAAAUGUCGCAGCGUCUUCUCUUCGACCCAAAAACUCGACGGGUUCAAGCGUCUGGACCGCCAGCUGGCUCAAUUCAACGAUUACAAUUUUGUGUUCACAAGUUACGCCAAGAACUGCCAGAAGAAUCAGAAGAGCUGAGGGUGGAAGAUGAAGAAGAGGCGUAAAAAAGGCGGUCGCUCGGGCUUCCCUUGCAGCGAUCGCCUUCCAGUAGAGAGCUUCUUGUCGUCCCUUUCCUCCGUUCGUCCUCCCGCCCUCGUCUCCCGUCACGAAUCCCCUAGCAACAAGGACGACAAACCAGUUUUAAUCCCCUGUUUGAUUUGUUUGCAUUGUCGUAUCUGUGACUUAGACCUCUUGCAUGAAAGCUCUUUUCUCUGUUUCGAUAUGCUAGCACACUCUUGCCGUGAUCUUGAAGUGCAUGUAGAGGAAUUAAACCAGCUACAUUUCAGGUUUUCCACUUGCGCCCACUCCAAAGGCCCCUAUCUACAGGUCUCCUCCCUCAUCCCGCACAGACAGGGCUUCAGACCCCACUAAGUCCACGCCCCUGACAUGCUCAGAUUACUGUACGCGUUCCACAUUUAGCUUUUAAAAUGCGACGAUCGGCUAGAAUCGUAACAGAGUGCACUUUAGAGUAGUUUUCGAUGGCCUUUUGUCUCUGAAUGUAUACGUUUCGGUAAGACUUGCCCCUUUUUUUGUUUAAACGGCAUACUUGCACGCCUGCUAUUUGGGUAAAUACUAGAAGCGUACAAAAUGGCUUCCACCAGAGACUCACAGCUAGUAAAGAGAAUCUGAAUAAUUCAAUAACAUCCAUUAGCGCACUUUGCCAUGUCUUACGUUGUUGGAAGCAUCUGGCUUCCUCUACUAUUCAGUUUUCACAUUGACACGGAAAAGGAAUGCGGUCUAGCCAGAUUCUGACACCAUUUCAUCCACUUGAUCUUUCGAAUGUACACGUCUCUAGAGAAAAGCCUGGUCCACUUUUGAGCUGAAUGUAUAACUUCAGGCGUGCACUCAAUACCGGCCGCCUAUUGUCCCCAGUCCCGGCAGGUCUCCCCAGUCAUUAGAAGAGUGGCGAGCCGGCGGGGCAUAAUGAAUCAGAAACUUUCCGCUUGCCCAGCAAAGCGUUUUUUUUUUUCCCCUUGACAAUAUCCAUUGCCUCUGUGUCUUUCCGCCCUAUACAAAAAUGUGUAAGCGUACAAUCUAGGCCCACCUGUCUGAGCAUGCCAGGGUCAUCCCGGAUCAUUCCACGUCCAACCAAAUGCACCAUCUGCCAUUUUUUGUCAUUACCUUUGCCCAGACAUAUUUAGUUUUUGCUGUGGAUUGGGCUCCCUCACUAUUCUUUGUUCGAAUCAAUGCCCUUUUGUUAAACUUGGGCUCGGAGGGGAGGGGGAAUUUAUCAUGCGGUGGUGCAUGUAACUAGUGCUGUAUUGCUAGACCGUGUCGUGUAGAGUCCUCGUUUGUGUGCUUGCCCUUCUUUUGCCAGCCGAAGAUGAGUCGAAGCGGCACACUCGCCUUCUCGGUCUUCCUUUAGCUUGAGCUCGUGCAGUUUUUGUAUUCCUUUGGACCACCUGCUGCAUUUGAGAAAGUAGAAAAAGUGAAGGGUUGACCUGCAAAUGUGCAUGAACGAUGUAGCACUUGAAGUAGUUUCCUCUAGUUCUAUCAUUGCCUUUUGGAGAAGUUUCAUUAUUUCCUUGAGGACCAACUUCUGCGCUACUUAACCACCUCAGCACGCUUCUCUUAACUUAUGAGGUCCUACAUGCACACCAGCACUGUUCAAGAUUUACUUUUUGAAAUAUAUUGGCUCACGGCAUUUUGCCUACCAAUUUUUCUUGCUGAGGUCCAAUCUUCUGGCGUUAUUUGUUACACUAGUUUUGGGGCUGUAUCGUUAAAAGUAAUUCCACACGAUCGCACCUGCACACCAGCUCCUUGGACUUCCUUUUGUGGAUCUUCCAGUUAAAACACUAAAGGAAAGUUUGUGAAAAUCUCCCAUGAGGAUGCUGUUCAUUAAACGUGUCUGGUUGGAUGGAGAAACUUUACUGUUUUAAUUCUCUUUUGCUAUUUGGAAGGUCAAGAUGUGCUAUAAUUCUAUAUGUGCUCUGAGCUUGAUGCCUAAAUAAUAAAAGAAAUUAUUCAUCUUUG
Corythoichthys intestinalis (scribbled pipefish) is the source of this 3209-nucleotide messenger RNA. It is a transcript of the gene amd1, whose product is annotated as adenosylmethionine decarboxylase 1. The record is from RefSeq and is a predicted model, not a curated record. Gene Ontology annotation, biological process: spermidine biosynthetic process; spermine biosynthetic process. Gene Ontology annotation, cellular component: cytosol. Gene Ontology annotation, molecular function: adenosylmethionine decarboxylase activity. The transcript is spliced from 9 exons. Lineage: Eukaryota; Metazoa; Chordata; Actinopteri; Syngnathiformes; Syngnathidae. Bases 204 to 1214 code for a protein of 336 amino acids.